Messenger RNA from Cynara cardunculus var. scolymus (artichoke), 3355 nucleotides. Its product is annotated as histone-lysine N-methyltransferase CLF. The record is from RefSeq and is a predicted model, not a curated record. Gene Ontology annotation, cellular component: PcG protein complex. The transcript has 17 exons. NCBI's taxonomy places the organism in Eukaryota, Viridiplantae, Streptophyta, Magnoliopsida, Asterales, Asteraceae. Bases 136 to 2916 code for a protein of 926 amino acids. Gene Ontology annotation, molecular function: protein binding; histone methyltransferase activity. Gene Ontology annotation, biological process: chromatin remodeling.
CAUCCUAGGGUUUCAAACCCCGGAAUCGCUAAUUUCUCGCAUCGAUUCUCCUUCGCAUUUGCAUGAGUUCGAUCUCGUACAGCUCUUCAUUGCCGGUUUGUGCUCCUCCACAGCUUAUCCUCUCGACGGCAGGAAAUGUCGUCGCCGAAGGUCCCUCCUCUAUCAUCCACCGCCGCCGGCAGAUCGGACUCUCCAGAUGUAUCUACGAUUGUGGGACCACAAGGAGCAGCUAUAGCUCCUUCAGAGAUUUCAUUGGUUAUCGACUCGUUGAAGAAGAAAGUUGAUGCUGAUCGUUGUGUUUAUAUCAUGAAAAGAAUGGAAGAGAACCGGAUUAAGUUGUCUGAAGUCACCCACACUCAUCACAAGUUAUCAUUAGAAAGAAGGCAUCUAAGGAUUUCUGGUGCUGAUCAAACUGUUGAUUUGUUGACAAAGAGGCAGAAAGAUGCAAUAGAUAAGCAGAACGGCGUCAAUGCAAGCAAUGGUGACAGUGACAGCACUAGCUCUCAGGAAGAUGGACAUGCUUCAGCAAUUCUCCUAGGUUCUAGCAUUGCAGUAAAAAAUGCUGUCAGGCCAAUCAAGCUUCCAGAAGUGAAGAAAUUACCUCCUUAUACUACAUGGAUUUUCUUGGAUAGAAAUCAGAGAAUGACAGAAGACCAGUCUGUAGUUGGUCGAAGGAGAAUUUAUUAUGAUCAAAAUGGGGGUGAAGCUCUAAUUUGCAGUGACAGUGAAGAGGAAGCAAUUGAUGAAGAAGAGGAAAAGAAAGAGUUUGUUGACUCUGAAGAUUACAUCAUUCGAAUGACCAUUCAACAACUUGGGUCAUCUGAUGCUGUUUUGGAUUUACUGGGGCAGCGGUUGUCUAGAAAACCUUCAGAACUCAAAGCAAGGUAUGAAGUCCUUGUGAACAGAGAGAAUGCUGUUGAAGGCUCUAAACCAGGAAAUGUUGAGUUCGAUAUGAGUUCAUUGUUUGAUAAAGAUCUUGAAGCAGCACUGGACUCAUUUGACAACCUCUUCUGUCGCCGAUGCCUUGUAUUUGAUUGUAAAUUACAUGGGUGCUCACAAGACCUUAUAUUUCCUGCUGAAAAGCAUUCUACCUGGAACCGCAUGGAUGAGGAAAAGCUACCUUGUGGUCCCCAUUGUUAUUAUCGGGUCCAAAAGGUGGAAGGCACUGCCGUAACAUCUUCUAUGCAGCCCAAUAGUGAACAAAAGGCUGCUCUUUCAUCAGAUGGUAAUGGUGUUCAGGCAUCAAGAAAAAAAUCCAAUGGCCGGUCUCUAUUGAGGAGGUUAAAGUCUUGCCAGAGUGAAAAUGCUUCAUCAAAUGCUAGAAACAUAUCUGAAAGCAGUGAGUCUGAGACUAGGCCAGUUCAUGAUGGGAAUUCUACUUAUCGUCUUCCUUCACCACGUAAGAGUAAACUUGUUGAGAAACGUGGAACUCGUCAAAGGAAUAGCAAACGUAUUGCUGAUCAUGUUAUGGUUGCAAUAAAGAAAAGACAGAAGAAGCUGGCUGCUUCUGAUUCUGAUUCUGUUCCCAGUGGAAGUCUUGGCUCAAAAGAUAUGGGGGUUCGAUCCAAUUCACAUAAAGAAAAUGAAGAAGCUAGUUCAUCCUCUCUGAAGGCAAAACCCAGUGCCAGAAGGGGUAGGCGGAAAGAUUCAUUGGUCCCUAGUGGUGAUAGAUCUCUUCAGGCUGAAGUUCCUGAUUGUGCAUUGAAGGAGAUCACCAGUGACCAGCCAGUGAUCAGUAGUGAUGACAAAUGGAAGAAAGAAGAGUUUGUGGAUGAGAGUAUCUGCAGACAAGAAUUGAUUGAGUUCAAAUGUUGGAGAACUAUUGAAAAAUCUCUCUUUGAAAAAGGUCUGGAGAUCUUUGGCAGAAACAGCUGUUUAAUAGCUAGGAAUCUUAUGAAUGGAAUGAAGACAUGUGCGGAGGUGUUUUAUGCUAUGAAUUGCUCUGAGAAUAAGCUAUCUUCUCAAGGUGGAGACGGCACAAAUUCUCUAGGCGAUGGAUCCAGAAUUGAUAGUAAUGAGAAUACGGGUACUGCACUAAGAAGAAGAUCUAGAUUUUUACGCAGAAGAGGUAAAGUUCGUCGCUUAAAGUAUUCCUGGAAGUCUGCUGGAUACCAUUCAAUGAGGAAACGUAUCUCUGAUAAAAAAGAGCUGCCUUGUCGCCAAUACAAUCCAUGUGGGUGCCAAUCUGCUUGUGGAAAGGAGUGUUCUUGCCUUGUCAGUGGGACUUGCUGUGAAAAGUACUGCGGAUGUCCGAAAACAUGCAAAAAUCGUUUUAGAGGAUGCCAUUGCGCUAAAAGCCAGUGUAGAAGUCGUCAAUGCCCUUGCUUUGCUGCUGGUAGAGAAUGUGAUCCAGACGUGUGCAGAAAUUGCUGGAUCGGGUGUGGAGACGGUACUCUAGGUAUUCCAGGUCAAAGAGGUGAUAAUUACGAAUGUAGAAAUAUGAAGCUUCUCCUCAAACAACAACAACGGGUUUUACUAGGAAGGUCCGAUGUUUCUGGUUGGGGAGCUUUCUUAAAGAAUAGCGUACCUAAGCAUGAAUACCUGGGUGAGUACACCGGAGAAUUGAUCUCACAUCGUGAAGCUGACAAGCGUGGAAAGAUCUACGAUCGUGAAAAUUCGUCUUUCCUCUUCAACCUUAACGAUCAAUAUGUUCUUGAUGCUUAUCGUAAAGGUGACAAAUUGAAGUUUGCUAAUCAUUCUCCGGUCCCAAAUUGUUAUGCAAAGGUUAUAAUGGUGGCUGGAGAUCAUAGGGUCGGGAUAUUUGCUAAAGAAAGAAUAUGUGCUGGGGAAGAACUGUUUUACGACUACCGUUAUGAACCAGAUAGGGCUCCGGCUUGGGCAAAGAAGCCGGAGUCAUCUGGUUCAAAAAAAGAAGAGAUGGGUCCAUCGAGCGGGCGUGCUAAGAAGCUUGCUUGACCCCUAAUUAAUACCCCCCAUUAUUAUGAUUAAAAACAAGUUUUUUUUGGGCAUUCUUUUAACAUCAUCAAAUCCAUAGGUAAUUCUUUUUGCUGUUCCCUGAGUUUGUUUUCUAUAGACGAGUAGUUUUACUCACCACCAAGAUAGGGGAAAACAUGCAGAAUGCAUCAGAAUUUACUUGUAAGGUGCAUUUUGACUCUUUUUAACCAGCUUCUUAUUGGUUGGUUCGUUGACUUUUACAGAAAUGCACAUCCAAUUUCAUGACUGACUUCUUCCAACUUGACUUUGUCCAAAUAUAUCAGACUACGUCUUAUUUUUAUACUGUUUGUUUUAUGCAACUGUUGAAAUUUAUGUAGUAAUUGAUGUUCAAAGCUUAUCCUGAAUUCCUGAUGUUCGUUAAUCCAAUUGUUGGCACCUCAUAAUGGACACUGCAUAUUUG